Caenorhabditis remanei is the source of this 1188-nucleotide messenger RNA. RefSeq lists its product as uncharacterized. The record is from RefSeq and is a predicted model, not a curated record. Lineage: Eukaryota; Metazoa; Nematoda; Chromadorea; Rhabditida; Rhabditidae. Gene Ontology annotation, biological process: NAD-cap decapping; nuclear-transcribed mRNA catabolic process. Gene Ontology annotation, molecular function: mRNA 5'-diphosphatase activity. The transcript is spliced from 4 exons. Bases 1 to 1188 code for a protein of 395 amino acids. Gene Ontology annotation, cellular component: nucleus; cytosol.
AUGGAAACCACUAAAAUUGCCGUUAAAGUUGUUGAUUAUUAUCAUAGAAAUAAGCAAAUAUGUUUUUUCGAUAAUCCUAAACUGAAAGUGCCUCAUCUGAAUCUGAAUAUUGAAGUCACAGAUUCUGGAGCAGGCGAAUUUAAAAUGGAGUCUCUUCUAGAAUAUAUCAGACAAAAAGGGUGGCCAAAUGAAGAGAAACCAAACUUUGUGACAAACAAGCAACUUCUGAAAUGUAUUGCAUCUGAUCAUUUUGAUAAUAUUGAAAUUCAAAUUGUUCAAUUGGGCGGUGUCAUCUUCAUGCUGAAAUCAAGUGACGAAUUCAGUCAAAUCACUAAUUUUGGAAAAAUAUUUGAACAUUUUAUGACGAAAACAACGGGAGAUGAAAGCAUUGAAGAAGAUGAAGAAGUUCGAAAGGCUGUGUUCAUUGCUGAAAUUCCGAAAGACGCUGGAUCAGAUGGAAAGUUCAAAGUCAUGUAUUCAGGGGAAAUUGAUGCAAUUGAUGAUUUGAAGCAGCAUUAUGAAUUGAAAGUUCUCAGUGGUGGUUUGAACGACUAUUUCUGGAAAAACAGGAGUUGCUUAUAUUAUUGGCAAUCAGUUUUCGGCAAAGUUUCAACGAUAAUAGUUGGUUCCAGGACUGGAAAACGCCCAUAUGAUCGCAAGACAUUGCCACCAUUGAACAUUCCAGAAUUUUCUUUAUAUGAGGUGAAAAGAUUGGAAGUUCGAACAAUGCCCACGAAAGCAGCGAAAGCUGUCAAUAAGCAAAACAAUCGGUUUUACAAGAACGAAGCUUUACCAAGAAAUGCUGGCUGGAAAGUCGAAAAAUGUGAGGAAAGACUUCGGGAAUUUCUCCAAUCGGUUUCCAAAAUGGUGACAAGAAACGGAGAUUGUUUUGUGUUUUCAAAGAAGAAAUCAGAUAAUUCGUGGACAAUUCAUGACGUGGAACAAGAAGAUUCACCGUUUUUUCUUUUUAUUUCUGGGCAUUUUAAAGAAGAAAUGACCCUAUUUUCGACUCAAAAAUCAGAAAUUGCACAAGAUGAGAAUCGAGAAUUUUCAACAAGCUCAGUAAUUUCAACUCGCGAGAAAACAUCUGCUGAUCAGAAACUGCAAAAAACUUCAAAAGAACUGGAACGGUCGGACCGUAUGUUGUUUAUCGAUUCGUUCAGAAGAACUAACAUAAAUAAACAUUAA